This is a messenger RNA of Lacerta agilis (Sand lizard), 2118 nucleotides long. RefSeq names its product DnaJ heat shock protein family (Hsp40) member C11 (gene DNAJC11). The coding region runs from base 62 to 1744 and encodes 560 amino acids. NCBI's taxonomy places the organism in Eukaryota, Metazoa, Chordata, Lepidosauria, Squamata, Lacertidae. The record is from RefSeq and is a predicted model, not a curated record. The transcript is spliced from 16 exons. Gene Ontology annotation, biological process: cristae formation.
GGCCGGCCGGCUGCAGCCACCACGCCGGCGCAUGCGCGAGUGCGGGUGAGAGGUCGGCAACAUGGCGGCGGCCUCGUCAGUGGAUGAGGCGCCGGACAACGAGGACUAUUACUCGCUGCUGAACGUGCGGCGGGAGGCCUCUCAGGAAGAGCUGAAAGCUGCCUACCGUAGGCUGUGUAUGCUGUACCAUCCUGACAAGCACAGGGACCCAGAGCUCAAGAGGCAGGCCGAGCAGCUCUUCAACCUUCUCCAUCAGGCUUAUGAAGUGCUCAGUGACCCACAGACAAGAGCCAUCUAUGACAUAUAUGGAAAGAGAGGCCUCGAAAUGGAAGGAUGGGAGGUGGUGGAAAGGAGGAGGACACCUGCUGAGAUCAGGGAGGAAUUUGAGCGUUUGCAGAGAGAGAGGGAAGAGAGGAGGCUUCAGCAGCGGACUAACCCCAAGGGGACAAUUAGCGUUGGAAUAGACGCCACUGACCUCUUUGAUCGGUACGAUGAGGAGUACGAAGAAGUGCCAGGGAGCAGCUUUCCCCAUGUUGAAAUUAACAAAAUGCACAUAUCGCAGUCCAUCGAGGCUCCACUGACAGCCACAGACACUGCGAUAUUGUCGGGAAACCUCUCAACGCAGAACGGGAAUGGAGGCGGCUCUGUGAACUUGGCUCUGAGGCGUGUGACGUCUGCCAAAGGCUGGGGAGAGAUAGAGUUCGGAGCUGGAGACCUCCAGGGGCCUUUGUUUGGCCUGAAGGUGUUUCGGAAUCUUACACAAAGAUGCUUUGUCACGACAAGCUGUGCGCUGCAGUUCUCCUCCCGAGGGAUCCGCCCGGGCCUUACAACCGUCCUGGCAAGGAACCUGGACAAGAACACCAUGGGCUACUUGCAGUGGCGCUGGGGCAUUCAGUCAGCAAUGAAUACAAGCAUUGUCCGGGACACCAAAACUAGCCACUUCACAAUGGCAUUUCAGCUGGGCAUCCCUCACUCCUUCAUGAUGGUCAGUUACCAGCACAAGUUUCAGGACGAGGAUCAGACGCGAGUGAAAGGAUCUCUCAAAGCUGGUUUCUUUGGGACCAUUGUGGAAUAUGGGGCGGAGCGGAAAAUCUCCAGGCACAGCAUCCUUGGAGCCACCGUCAGUGUUGGCGUACCCCAGGGAGUCUCUCUGAAAAUCAAGCUGAACCGAGCCAGCCAGACCUACUUCUUCCCCAUCCACUUGACGGAUCAGCUGCUGCCCAGUGCGGUCUUCUACGCCACGGCGGGGCCCCUCGUCAUCUACUUUGCCAUGCACAGGCUCAUCAUCAGGCCCUACCUGAGGGCGCAGAGGGAGAAAGAAUUGGAGAAGCAGCGGGAGAGCACGGCCAGCGACACUUUGCAGAAGAAGCAGGAAGCAGAAGCCGCAGUGCGGCUGAUGCAGGAAUCUGUCCGGAGAAUUAUUGAGGCCGAAGAAGCCAGGAUGGGCCUGAUUGUGGUGAAUGCCUGGUACGGGAAAUUCGUCAAUGACCAAAGCAGAAGGAACGAGAAGGUGAAGGUCAUAGACGUGACUGUGCCCUUGCAGUGCCUGGUGAAAGACUCCAAGCUCAUCCUUACAGAAGCAUCCAAGGCCGGCCUGCCUGGGUUCUACGACCCUUGUGUCGGGGAAGAUAAGAGCCUGAAAGUCCUCUACCAGUUCCGAGGAGUCCUGCAUCAAGUGAUGUCUGGCGACAACGAGGCCCUUCGGAUACCAAAGCAGUCUCACCGGAUUGAUGCAGACAGCUAAUCUGGUGAGGAAGAGGGCAGGUGCUGAGUUCUGUGCCCAGGGGCCAGCAGAUAUGGCACCAUCUUUCCUCCCUGGAUUUGAUGACAUCUUCAGACGGGUGGGGAUGCGACUUACCGUAUUUCCUGAUCGGUGCAGAAGAAGGUGGUUGGACACCCAACAUAACAUUGUGGGACAAAAUGAGAGGAAUCUGCUCUAACAAGACAGUGGCACCCAGACCCUGCAGCUGGGGACCGUUGCUUGACUGACACAGCUGAUGAUGGCUAGCAUUUCUAGCCUGCCCCUGUCAACGCAAGGGGGCGGGCUGCAGACUGGGAGCCCCCUCUUUCCCCUGCAGUAACCAGUGUCCUCUUCAGCGGGGGGAGCCUUGGGGCUGG